This is a messenger RNA of Vombatus ursinus (common wombat), 2872 nucleotides long. RefSeq names its product transmembrane serine protease 2 (gene TMPRSS2). Lineage: Eukaryota; Metazoa; Chordata; Mammalia; Diprotodontia; Vombatidae. Gene Ontology annotation, cellular component: membrane. The transcript is spliced from 14 exons. Bases 135 to 1613 code for a protein of 492 amino acids. Gene Ontology annotation, biological process: protein autoprocessing. Gene Ontology annotation, molecular function: protein binding; serine-type endopeptidase activity. The record is from RefSeq and is a predicted model, not a curated record.
AGCCACGGUAGUUGUGCAAAUUCACCUGUGCUUUGUUGGGGAGCAGUCGCGCCUAGCGUUCUGUCCCCACAGCAGGUCAUUAGGAAUUCUCCAAAUACUUUAGAUUGCCUGAUGCUGUUGCUGUUAAAACCAAAAUGGCUUUAAAUUCAGGGCCACCAGCAUUUGGACCUUACUAUGACAACCAUGGUUAUCAACUGGAAAACUAUCCUCCAGGGCACAUUGUGAAUGCUAAUGCUUAUGUACCUUACCCAGCUCCAUAUUGCCCUUCAGCAGUGCCACAGUACAUCCCAACAGUUCUUACUCAUACUUCAACACCAGCAGCAGUCCAUUUACAACCAAUAUCUUCAUCUGGGAUCGUGUUUGCUUCAAAGGCUAAGAAAAUCGUAUGUGUUGUCAUUAGCAUUGGAAUAAUACUAAUUGGUGCUGUGAUUGCAGCUAUCUUUCUUUGGAAGUUUGUGAAAAAUAGCUGCCCAAAUUCUGGAAUAGAAUGUGGAACUUCAGGAACUUGUAUCAGUGCAACUAAUUGGUGUGAUGGAAUAUCACAUUGUCCCAGUGGUGAAGAUGAGAAUCAUUGUGUUCGUCUCUAUGGACCAAAAUUUAUCCUUCAGGUUUACUCAUCUCACAACAAAUCCUGGUACCCUGUGUGCCAAGAUGAUUGGAAUGAUCACUAUGGAAAGAUAGCAUGUAAAGAUCUGGGGUAUAACACGAAUAGUUUUUACUCUAGUCGAGGAAUAACAGAUGAUAGUGGUGCCACAAGCUAUAUGAAGUUGAACCUGAGUGCUGGAAAUGUAGAUUUGUAUGAAAAACUCUACAACAGUAAUGUCUGUUUCUCAAAAACGGUGGUAUCUCUCCGAUGCAUAGAAUGUGGCACAAUGACGAAAGUGAAUCAACUGAACAGAAUUGUAGGUGGGACAAAUGCUGCUCCAGGGGAAUGGCCAUGGCAAGUCAGCCUUCAUGUCCAAGGUGUCCAUGUCUGUGGUGGCUCUAUCAUUACUCCUGAAUGGAUUGUAACAGCAGCUCAUUGUGUGGAAGAACCUCUUUCCAAUUCCCGGUAUUGGACAGCAUUUGCAGGAAUUUUGAGGCAGUCUGUGAUGUUCUAUGGAAGUGGAUAUAAAGUGCAAAAAAUAAUUUCUCAUCCAAGUUAUGAUUCUAAAACUAAGAAUAAUGAUGUUGCUCUAAUGAAGCUGCAAACACCAUUCGUAUUUAAUGAAAAAAUAAGACCAGUGUGUUUGCCUAACCCAGGAAUGAUGUUUGAACCCACUCAGUUAUGCUGGAUAUCAGGAUGGGGUGCAACCUAUGAAAAAGGUAAAACUUCAGACUUCUUGAAAGCCGUUAUGGUACCCAUAAUAGAACCUUGGAAAUGUAAUAGCCGAUAUGUCUACAAUAACAUGAUCACUUCUUCCAUGAUUUGUGCUGGAUAUCUCAGAGGGAAAAUUGAUUCCUGUCAGGGUGACAGUGGGGGUCCUUUAGUCACCAAGAAAGAUUCCAUAUGGUGGUUGGUUGGUGAUACAAGCUGGGGAUCUGGAUGUGCCAAGACAAACAGACCUGGAGUUUACGGAAACCUGACAGUAUUUACAGACUGGAUUUACCAACAAAUGCAGGCAAACAGGUGAUCUAUAUGUCUUCCAUCUUUGAAAAUGAUCAGCAAGUUAACCAAGGGUGGAUUUUCUUUACAUUAUGUAUCAUCAGAAUAAUUCACAGGUUCUUUCAUUUUUAUUAAAUAGUAAAUUCAUUUGUCUUUUUUACUCUUUACAGUUCUGUGCAGGCUACAGUAACUUUUUUUCUGGUUUCUCACUGUAAACACAAUGUACCUGAAUUUAAGUGUUGCUGAUUUGUUAGAAAUGAAUGCCAAAUAUUUCUUGGAGUGUGGAGACUUGUGAAUCAAACCAGAAUGUUUCAUUAGCUUAUGGUUUAUGUUCAUAAUUGAGAAAGUCAUUGAUUGUUGCACAGUAAUGUUUUCUAAUAAUCUAGGUUUUGUAUAACACACAACAGUGUGUAUUGAACUAAAGAUGGUGAUUAGAACCACUCAGCUGCUAAUUGACUUGAAAUGAAACACGAUUCAAGGGAGGACAGGUAAGCCUUCCUGGGUGAGAAUAACGUGAUAGUACCCCAGCAGUACAUUCACAUGAAGCCUGAUAGCUUUCUCAGAGGUAUUUGUUAAUUUGUAUUUUUCUUUUUUAAUAGCAUUGUGCAGUGGCUAGAAGUGAAUGAUUGACUUAACCAAGGCACCUGGGGGAAAAUCAGGGAUGUGCUAUUUAAAUUAUAGUGUUUUUAUGUAGCUUUCUAUAUAUACCUCUGUUUUUAUAUGAUUUGAGUUUUGAAGCCUUAAACUAUUACAUCAAUAUUUGGCUAUUUGGAGAUACUAUGUUCAUCAAAUCUGAGAACUGAAUAUCUGAAAUACUCUAGAUUUGAGUGAUUUAUGUUGAUAGAGUAUGUGCCAUCAGGAUCUUCUAGAGUUUUCCAAAUAAAUGGUGCUGCUAUAGAUUGGCAAAGAUGAUAAAAAUAAAAAUGAUGAUUAUUGGAGGGGACACAGGAGAACAGUUAUGCUGAAACAAUAUUGAUGUAGCUGUGAACCUUUAUAGAUAUUCUAGAAGGUAAUUUAGAAUUACGUCACCAAAAUCUCUAAAGUAUACAUAUAGUUGUCCUAGCAAUACCACUGCUGGCUAGGCUUAUACACCAAAGAGGGAAAGGAUCUAUAUGUACAAAGGAGUUUAUAGCAGUACUUUUUUUUUUAAUAACGAUGAGCUGAAAACUAGUGGUAACCAUCAGAUGGGUAAUGAUUAACAAACUAUGGUAAUAAAAUUAUAUAGUAGAAUAUUAUUGUGAUAUAAUAGAUGAGAAAACUGAUUCAGGAAAAAAAAUAGGGAUACUC